CACGAGCGUGUGAUAAUAUCAUAACGCGUUGAGACGUCAACAUGAUGAAGUACACGUGUGUCGCGCUGUUCUCCUGUUGUGUAUUGUUUUGUGUCGGUUUAGAUAAAGACUGCGGAAAAAACGAAGAGUAUCAAUGUGUGCGGGAUUGCCCAGGUGAAAGAACAUGCAACGAUCGUGACAUAUCGAUAUCUUGUUUGCCUGAAGAUAACUUUUGUCAUUACACAUGUGCUUGCAAGCAUGGAUUUAUAAGGAAUGAAAAUAAUGAAUGUAUUAGUGAAGAUCAGUGUGAAAUAUGUACAAGGGAGAAUGAGGAGCAUGACUGCGGCGAAUUGUGUGACAAUGUUUGUGCGACAUUGUCUGAGCGGAACAGAACUCAUUGUGAUCUGUGGAACCCCAGAUGUGUCCGCCAGUGUUACUGCAAGGAUGGCUACGCAAGAGAUGAGAACAGAAAUUGUAUACCUAUAGACAAAUGCCCUGAAAUGACAAAUCAAGAACAGAAUGCAUAAGAUAGAGUAUCUUAAAAGAUAAGAACUCUUGUAUUUCUGAAGUACCGAGUUUUCGAAGCCUUUAAAGCAUGAAGCUAAGCUUGGACUUCAAUAGCGACAGCUACCAUUCUUGAACCGUUCCUCUUUUAUAUUACAAUAAAAUAUUCGUUCUUAAA
Messenger RNA from Helicoverpa zea (corn earworm), 661 nucleotides. Its product is annotated as serine protease inhibitor swm-1-like. NCBI's taxonomy places the organism in Eukaryota, Metazoa, Arthropoda, Insecta, Lepidoptera, Noctuidae. Bases 42 to 506 code for a protein of 154 amino acids. The transcript is spliced from 3 exons. The record is from RefSeq and is a predicted model, not a curated record.